GAGGAGUCUAGGAAGUAAAGAAGGAUUGUAGGAGUUAAAGGAGGAGUCUAGGAGGUAAAGGAGGAGUCUAGGAGUUAAAGGAGGAGUCUAGGAGUUAAAGGAGGAGUCUAGGAGGUAAAGGAGGAGUCUAGGAGUUAAAGAAGGAGUCUAGGAGUUAAAGGAGGAGUCUAGGAGUUAAAGGAGGAGUCUAGGAGGUAAAGGAGGAGUCUAGGAGGUAAAGGAGGAAUCUAGGCGGUAAAGGAGGAGUCUAGGAAGUAAAGAAGGAUUGUAGGAGUUAAAGGAGGAGUCUAGGAGGUAAAGAAGGAGUCUAGGAGGUAAAGAAGGAGUCUGGGAAUUAAAGGAGGAGUUUAGGAGUUAAAGGAGGAGUCUAGGAGGUAAAGGAGGAGUCUAGGAGGUAAAGAAGGAGUCUAGGAAUUAAAGGAGGAGUUUAGGAGUUAAAGGAGGAGUCUAGGAGGUAAAGGAGGAGUCUAGGAGGUAAAGAAGGAGUCUAGGAAUUAAAGGAGGAGUUUAGGAGUUAAAGGAGGAGUCUAGGAGGUAAAGAAGGAAUCUAAGAGUUAAAAGAGGAGUCUAGGAGUUAAAAGAGGAGUUAAGGAGGAGUCUAGGAGGUAAAGGGGAGGCUAGGAGAGGAGAUGGAUAGAAGCGUGAUCCGGCUGAGUCACUGUCAGAAGGAGAUCUUCUGUUUCUCCGUCCCAGAGGAGUGUCCCAGCUGUGGGGAGGAGCUGAAGGGGAGCAGACUGCAGGAGGCGCCGGUCAGCCUCCCCUCCCCCUUCACUAACGGACACAAGACCUCCUGCUGCCUCCUCGUUGCUCCUGCCCUUGACAACAUCAACAGAGACUUUAACGGGACGUCAGAUCUUCACACCGGCAUCUCCAACACUACAGGUGAGAACCUCCAGCCUCACCUGGUCCAGCAUCGGUCUGAGAACAACCAGGAGGUUUGAGCUCUCUGACA
Messenger RNA from Cheilinus undulatus (humphead wrasse), 952 nucleotides. RefSeq names its product MKRN2 opposite strand protein-like. Bases 630 to 941 code for a protein of 103 amino acids. The transcript has 2 exons. NCBI's taxonomy places the organism in Eukaryota, Metazoa, Chordata, Actinopteri, Labriformes, Labridae. The record is from RefSeq and is a predicted model, not a curated record.